Brassica rapa (field mustard) is the source of this 5867-nucleotide messenger RNA. RefSeq names its product beta-glucosidase 46-like. Gene Ontology annotation, molecular function: beta-glucosidase activity. Gene Ontology annotation, biological process: carbohydrate metabolic process. NCBI's taxonomy places the organism in Eukaryota, Viridiplantae, Streptophyta, Magnoliopsida, Brassicales, Brassicaceae. The record is from RefSeq and is a predicted model, not a curated record.
GAAUCUCAAAAUUUUAUAACUCAUCCAAAAUUUGUGAUUUGCUUUAGUUUUCAAAACAUUUAUAAUUAUAAGACUACAGCAUGCAUUUUUGGAUUAAUAUAUAAAAUUUACUGUAUCAACUACGAAUUAUCAUUUACAGAGUUGGUACGAAAAUACCGAAGAUGGAGAAAAUAACAAUUAGAUGAAAUGACAAUUAUUGCACCACGUUGCAUACUUUUAUGCAUUAUAAAUAUUCAAUAAUAAAUCUGAACAGAUAAUUACCUACUGAAUAUCUAAUUAAUUAUUUAGAUACAACUUUAUGUUAUAAACUACCUAUUUUAUUGGUCUUGAUUGUUUAUGCUAAUAGAGUUUCAAAUCCGCAAAUUUAUUUGUUUUUUAUAUAAUAUUUGAAAUACCAUUUUGUUAAUUGCUUUCGUAUUUUAAACAUUUGAAAUUACAAGACUAAAUCAUGCAUUUUUGGCUAAAAUAUAAAAUUUACUGUAUCAAUAAAUAAAUAUUAUAUAUAGAGUUGGUAAAAGGAAAAUACUGAAGAAUGAAAAUAGUAACAAUUAGGUAAAAUGUCAAUUAUUGCACCACCUUGCAUAAUGUUUUAUGCAUUAUAAAUAUUCAAAUAUCAAAUCUAAAUAAGCCAUUGCCUACUUAAUUUCUAAUCGAUUAUUUAGAUCGAAAACUUUAUACUAUAUUUAUUAGUCAUCGUAGCUUUUACUAAUUUUAAGAUUCAAAACCGUAUAUUGCAUGCAUACUGUAUUGUUUUUAAUACAAAUGUUUAUUUAAAAAAUUAAUUAUGAGUAGGAUUGGGGUACCUAAAGUUUUAAAAUUAAUCAUUCAAUUUUUAUUUACAUUUUAAAAAAAUAAAUCUGUUUGCGGACUUUUGUGGUAGUGUUUGUUGUACUAUUUUGGCGAUCUUAUAUUAUUAUUUCACCGGUCUCUUAUCAGUAUGAUCGUUUCCAAUCCAAUUCUAAAUAUAGAUCUCUAUUGUAGAAGAAAAUAUAGGAAUAGAGAUUUUGUUCAAAUAUAUUCCUAAUAGAUGAAUAUUAUAUUUUCUUCUAUUUAUAGAGAAAUUCUAUUUUUCUGUUGAUAUAGAGAUAUUAAAUAGCAUUCUUACAUAAAUAAAGAAAAUGUAGUAUUUUUAUUAUAGGAGCACACUGAAGUAAAAUAUAAACUUCUAUUUUGUAAUUGAAAUCUCUAUUUUUUUAGAUGUGUUAGAAAUGUUUUAAGAGUAUCCCAAAAACGAAUUUGUUUUAAGAUUUGUCAAAACUUAAAAUUUAAGGUUUGAUGGUAUCUUUCUCUAAAAGCAAAAUCUUAUAUUGAACCUUGAAUUUUUUUUUUUACACUUCCAUUCUUAUUAUUGAUCAAACUAGUCAAAUAUAAAAUAUAUGAUAAAAUGUCGUUUAUAAUAUUUCUCAUAAAACUAUUCAAUCUAAAGAUGACAUAAUUAUAUGGAGAAUUUAUUAACAACUCUAACCGGAAACCAUAAAAGAAUAUAAGGAAUAGGAAGGAAAUGAAUGAAGAGGAAUAAAACAAGAAGAAAAUGCAUUCCUCUUCUAAUUUGAUAAGGAAUAAUUGUAGUCUAUUAUUUCUUAAAGUUUAAAGAAUGUUAAGGAAUCAUAAGGAAUAAAUAUUCCUUGUAAAUGGUGUAAAUUGUAAGGAAUGAUAAUGAAUUUACUAUUCUCACUCAUUCCCUUGGUCACCAUUUAGACCAUGGCUUUCCAUUAAACCAAAAUUAUUUAUAUGGAUGGCUUUUGGGAGAUUUUGGAUAUUUUAAAUAAAAUUUACAUAAAUUAUUUUAAUAUUUUAACUUUAUAUCUGAUAGUAAAAUUAUACAAUAUAUGUAAAAUUUUAUGAAAUGUGAAAUUAUAAGGAUUUAAUUGAUAAAAUAAAAAGAUUGAUAAGAUUAUUUGCAAGAGAUAAAGUGUAAGGACUUAAAAGUAUGUAAUCUCGAAUAUAAGGAUUUAAAUAACGAAACGAUAUAUUCGAAGUUUCACUACUCAAAACUAGAAAAUUUAAAGUUUUAAAGUUGCUUUUGGAGUACAAAAAAUCUUAUAUUUGGAUUUAUAACAUUGUUUUGGAGAUGUUUUAAAGAUGCACUGGUUAGUCUCUUUUAAAGUUUAUUUCUAAUUAACAAUAAAAUGAAGAAAAAAGAAGAAGAAGUAAAAGUAAAGGAGGAAAGAGAAGGAGAAAGUCUCUACAAUGAGCUUUUGAUAAACUGGUUUAAUACAUUUCAACAUUUUAGCUAAUGACAUUUUUUAAUAUGUUAAACUUUAUCACUAAUUAAGAAAUUCAGAGAAUCUCUCAGCAUUGCUGAUACUCUUAUGUUCUCGGAAAUUUAAAAUUCAUGGAAAAAAUAAGGUAUAUAACUAUAUAAGGGGUGUAUUUUAGACUAAACAUGAGUAUCUUAAGAUAAUUAAGCGAUGGUGAGAUAUUGAUAAGAGUUAGUACAUUACAACCAGAUAACACCAGAAGUUAUUUUACUAAUUCAUAAUAAGUCAUUAAACAAUCUAAGGAAAAAGACACACGAACAAAUGAUUAAAUAAAUACUAUAUCAACAAACGGGGUCGGGCUCAACAAUUACAUAUAGAAAUGAUUGCCUUGUUGAUGAUUUCCUUUCGUAUGUCCACGGAAAAGACCGUUUCUAGGUAAGUCCGUAAGUAGAAGUCAACUUCUUUGCCAUAAAACUAUCAUAUAAGUUUUUGUGUUUACAAAACUCACUUUGAUGAUUUAAGUAACGUGAACAGAAUGUUCAAGGGGCAGAAAUUGCCCUUUAAUAGAGCAUGCCACAUAAUUGGUUAAACGUGUGGAAUAACUCAAAACGAAAUCAAGUGAACGAAGCAGAUCGUCAAUGGCAAGGAUGUCAUAGGCAUGAAAAAUUCAUGCUUAUUUAUCAACUUCACAAUUUCAAUUUUUUUAAUAUGAUUUUAUUUUUAAAUUAUCGUAUGGACUCCUUCGCUGAUGUCUCUUAAUUAAUCUCUACAAUUUAUAAAUUCCUGGACAAGUAAACAGAAAUUGAGGAUUGAAUAACAAAAAAGCUAAAGCGAGGGUUGAAAAAGAGGAAGAAGAUGCUUUUAACCAAAUCUAUUAGUAUCAUCAAUUUUUCUCUCGUUAUCAUCUUUCUUGCAGUAUACGUAACGUUGUUCUACAGCGUUUGUUCAGACACUGGAAACAUCAAAAGAAGUAAGUUCAGAUACGAAAGUUACGACGAUAGCUAUGAAGCUAGAAGCAGCCAGGUCACUAAUCCUAUCCUCAGCCGCCGUAACACCAACCCCUUUACCAAACCGGUCAAAGUUCUCUGCCGCACCACCACUUCGUGUUCAAAAUCGUAAGUCGUAUUUAUACUCUAUUUAUCUUUGAAUUAUAUUUAGAUUUCUCUAAUCUUAGCAUGUUUCAAAGAAAUUCAGAUGAAGUAUACGACAUGUGUUGAUAUGAUUAGUUGUUAAUUUAAUUAUGGACUUUUAAAUAUCCAAUUCCGUAGAAUCGGGCUGGUCAAAUGAAAUUAGUGGCCUGAAUUAAUAAACAAAAUUAUGGUCCCUUCCCUUCCAUAUUUUUAAAUUGCAUUUAACAAUAAGAAAUGAAUAUACAAUUGUUAUAAAAGAGUUGCUACAUUAAUUAAGUGCGCACUUAUAUACCGUUAAAAUGAAAAAAAAAUGUCUUAAGUUUGGUGGGAGAUUUUUUAACUAUACUUGUUUUCCUUGUGACGUCCAUCCUUUGACAUUUUCUUUCUAAAUAAAUCACAUAUCGAAAUUAAUACAUUAGGAAAACGAGUAAGAGAUUAACGGAGGUUAUAGGCGUACAAGUUCAUAUUUUAAAAAUCGAUGAUUUUCUUUGGAACUUUAUGAUAAUGCAUGUAGACAUACCUUUUUAGUUAUAAUAUGUAAAAGUAUGAGAGGAUGUUGACAAAAAAAAGUAAAAGGAAAAUGAUAUAUAAUAUUUAGUAUUAUAUGUUUGUAAAUAAAUUGAUGUGUAGCCUAUGAUAAGUAAUAGUUUCGAAUAUAUUCAGUAGGUCGAAAUUGGAGACUUUUUGAAUAUUUUAGAUAAGAGUACACCAAAUCUCAAUCAUGCAGCCAAAAUAUUCUAUAAUUUUCUUAUAAAUAUAGACACAUAUAGAUAAGCGUACACUACAACAAAUCGCAGAAUAUAAACAAACACACAAGAGAAGAAAAAAAUGAAAUUUUUUGCCAACGUAACUCUACUUUUAUUACAAAGCUUCUUGUUUCCUCUUUACAGUUCAUCUCUUCAUCAAACUUCUCCAGAUGAUUCAUCUCCAUUUCCUUCUGAUUUCCUCUUUGGCACAUCAUCUUCUGCUUAUCAGUAUGAAGGUGCGUACUUAACCGAUGGAAAAGGUUUGAACAAUUGGGAUGUCUUUAGCCAUGAAAACCCUGGGGAUAUAUUGGAUGGGGGCAAUGGAGAUAUAGCUGUUGAUCAAUAUAAUCGAUUCAUGGAGGAUAUCCAAUCAAUGAAUUAUCUUGGCGUCAACAGUUACAGAUUUUCAAUAUCUUGGUCUAGAGUCUUACCUAAAGGGAGACUUGGAAGCAUAAACCAUUUGGGCAUAAAGCAUUACAACAGGUUGAUCGACGCUCUCAUUAGAAAUGGGAUUACACCAUUUGUGACGUUGAACCAUUUCGACUAUCCUCAAGAACUUGAGAACCGAUUUAAAAGUUGGUUAAGCCCUGAGAUGCAGAAAGAAUUCGGGUACUUGGCUGAUACAUGUUUCAAAUAUUUUGGAGACCGAGUUAAACACUGGAUCACGAUAAACGAACCAAAUCAACAAAUCAUCUUAAGCUAUCUAAAGGGCAUAUUUCCACCAAACCGGUGCUCCAUGCCGUUUGGAAAUUGUAGUCAGGGGAAUUCGGAAACUGAGCCUUUUAUAGCUGCGCAUAACACAAUCCUCGCACACGCAAAGGCGGUUCAAAUAUACCAAACCAAAUAUAAGAAAGAACAAAAGGGAAGCAUUGGCAUUGUGGUACAAACAUCAUGGUUUGAACCCAUAAGCGAUUCCACUGCAGAUAAAAAUGCUGCAGAGAGAGCUCAGUCAUUUUAUUCGAACUGGAUUCUAGAUCCCGUUGUGUAUGGGAAAUAUCCUGAAGAAAUGGUGAAUCUACUUGGAUCAGCUUUACCGAAAUUUUCCAUAAAGGAAAUGAAGAACCUUAAAAGAUAUAAAUCAGAUUUUUUGGGUAUUAAUCACUAUACAAGUUACUUCAUCCAAGAUUGUUUGAUUUCUGCUUGUAAUUCUGGAGAUGGAGCUUCUAGAAGUGAAGGAUUCGCACUGAAAUUAAUCCAGAAAGGCAAUGUUUCAGUCGGAGAAGUUACCGACGUAAGUUGGUUGAACAUUGAUCCUGAAGGAUUCAGGAAGAUGUUGAAUUAUCUAACAGAUAGAUACCCAAACAUACCAAUGUUCAUCACCGAAAACGGUCUCGGAGAGUUACAAAAACCAGAGACAACUGUAAAAGAACUACUAAAUGAUACAAAAAGGGUACGCUAUUUGAGUGGAUAUUUGGAUGCUUUGCAGACAGCAAUGAGGGAUGGAGCAAAUGUGAAAGGAUAUUUUGCAUGGUCACUAUUAGAUAAUUUUGAAUGGUUGUACGGAUACAAGCUUCGCUUUGGGAUAUUCCACGUUGAUUACACAACUCUUAAAAGAACACCGAAGCAAUCAGCUUAUUGGUACAAGAACUUCAUUGAAAACCACAUGGGUACAAGAGAUCUCGCAGAUAAAAAAUGAAGAUGUCAAAACUAGGAAAGAUUUAGUAAAAUCUUAUGAUUAUUAAUUCUUUUGGAAUCUUGCACUACAAUUUUAUUACAACGAUUAUUGUACAUGAAUAUGUGGGUAUCCCCUAUAUAUUAUUUGAAGAUCUUUUAAAAAGUUAUAACUUCAA